Molecule: messenger RNA, 330 nt
Organism: Microdochium trichocladiopsis
Lineage: Eukaryota; Fungi; Ascomycota; Sordariomycetes; Xylariales; Microdochiaceae
Exons: 1
Coding region: 86-286 (66 amino acids)
Source: RefSeq, a predicted model, not a curated record
AGCCUGCCUCUUCUUUUUCCAGUUUCUGCUCAUUCGGUAGCCCGGUUUCUUCUUUCUGCGCUGACCGGUGUGGUCCUCUGCAUGCAUGAGCACCAGGUUGAUCAGAGUAGCGACAACCAUCACAGCUUUCUCGGCUUCUCCAUCGCCGCUAAGGAAUAUUGCAGAUACGGUGUAUGAUACGGUCCUCCUGAUUCCCUGUCGCCUUGUCGUCAGGAGAAGGGGCGGAGCAGUGACAAAUGCUCUGAAAGCGUUGAGCAACGGCCUCCGACUCCCGACUGUGGGGUAGGACGGCCAUCGAGCUCGAGGCGCGAGAGUUAUGUUUCUAGGUUC